UUUUGGUCGACUGUACAUGGUGGCCAGUUAGUGGACGUUGGUCAGUUAUAGGCAAUUUACCCUAACCAAAAUUCUCACUUUAUUGUGAUAAUGACUGAUUCCUUCACCCUUGGUAGUAAAUAGUUCGUAGACAGUCCGUAACAAAAACAAGCGAACACACAAAUCGAAGUAACAUCGAGUUCCAGUUUCAAGAUAAGAUAACUAAGAAACUACGUACACGUUCGGCUUUCCGAUAACACCGUCCUGUCAAUACGUCAACAUGCUCUCUGCAAUAUAUUAAUUAAAUUCCUUAUAUAUAAUAGUGUCUGUGAAAUCAUUAUGACGUCGAGGAGUAUUAUGAAGAUGCAAGAGGAAUAGCUAGAUGGAAAUAGAAGCGAGACCUCAGGACUCCGCUUGGCGCUGGUCACUCCUGUUUUCAGUUGUGCUGUUAAACGUGUGCGUGCCGAAUCUGGUGUUGUCGUACGGCGUGGUGCUUCUGCACGCGGUGCAGCUGGGCGUGCCCACGUGGCUCGGGCUGUCCACCCCAGUCACACAUAUCCUCACGUACGGCUUUACACAAUGCUGGUGCCGCGAAGCAGCAGACUCGUGGGGCGGGCCGCGGGGCUACCGCGCCAUGGCGGCGGCGGGCCUGCUGCUGAACGUGGCCGGCCUGGUGGCGUGCGGCUUCGUGCCCAUGUAUGUCGUGCCCUUUGUUUAUGGCAUUGCAGGAGGUCUCGGAUCAUCACUCAUAUCAGCACAAAUUGAUGCUAUUGUCUUUGACACCUACGACUCACAUCUUGGAAUCGUUCGAGGCUUAUGUCUAGCAGGGCAGGCGGUUGGACAGUCGCUCUUUCCUCACAUAAUAACCGCCUUGAUAAAUCAUUAUGGAUACUCAUACGCACAUAUAGUACUCGGUGGAAUAAUGCUCCAAACUCUACCGGCUAUUAUGCUACUCAAAGUAAAUCCUAUUGUAACGAGGCCUGUCUCUUUCUCUAGGUACAGUGAUCUCUCCAAAACGUAUGCAACCUACAGCAAUGAAGUCGAAAAUGAAUGUUACUCAAACGAAAUGCAAUUGCACGACUUGAGCAGGAAGUGCUGGAAAAGUCCGUCAGAUGACAACCUGCACCGGGGAGAGGUGUUGAGGAUAGAUGCUGGCGAGUCGUACACCACGACCACCAUUACGCCGCCUAAUAGUCCAGAGGACACAAGACGGAAUCCCUUCGGGAUCAACAUUCUACCCGACAUUCUGGAAGAAACCGAAGAGAGCGAAGAAGACGAAGAUGAUCACAGUGAUGUUAAAGAAAUGGAUAUAAAUAGGAAUAAGAAGAGAUAUAGUGCAGCCAUUAAGAGACUGAGUACAAUAAGCGACAAUUUAGACGAUUACAUAACGAAACACGGCAGAAGAGAUUCUGGAAGUGAUUGUGAAGGCGACAAAAGCAGAGAAUAUUCGGAAUUAGAAGUGACGUACGACAAUAUUUCACCUAUUACGGAUAUACAACGGGAAAAAAUUAUGAAAUCGUUCAGUUUUCGUUGUGAAUCUGCAUACGCUAGAAUACGAAGGAAGUUUUGGAUGCCUUCGUACAGAAUAUACAGAAUACGCAGGAAACUGCAAUUCACAAUGUAUAGUAUCAAUGACACUUUCAUAAAACCUUUGACGAGGUCACUAUCCUCGUGGCGGUUUUAUCCUGCUCUACUUCUAAGCUUUUCCCAUUUAAGUUUGUUAGCGAUAUCACUGGUGCUCCUGCCAAUGGUCGCGUCUCAUGUUCAUCCGAAGAUCUCUAUGACUGAGUCAAAUUUUUUAAUGUCUCUCCAUGGAUUUACUUGGCUUUGUUUUUUACUGAGUACGCCAUGGCUCACCGAAACGCCGAAAAGGAAUUUUAAAUACGUUGCAGUGCUCGGCCUUACUAUAUCUACUCUUGCAUGUUUUGUGUUGGCGGCUUCAGAUAGCCACGACGCGUUUUCGAUCGGCUGCGUGGUGGCCGGACUGGGUUUUGGCGCCAUAAGCUCGUGUUGGGAGGGCGCAGUGCAAGACUUCGUUGGGGCCCGAAAAUGGCCAAAAUUACGAAGCACUUUGGAAACACUAUCUGCCUUGCUAUUAGUUACAUUCUUUGUGUUAGUAUGUCUGUUCACGGACAUGGAAACUAACUUACAACAAUACUUAUUCAUUUUAGGGAUCAUUAUUUCUGUAGUGACAUUAGUAUGGAUAGUUAUAGCAGCUGUGUCAAUUUAUAAUAACACAAUUAAAAUGUGCUUAUUCAACAGGUUUAGUUAAUAGUAUAAUCAGUAUACUUAUUGUAUAAGAAGAUCUUCUCUGCAAUAAAUGGUACUAGGUACAUGUGUGAGUACGUACUUCUUAUACAAAUACUGAGCUAUUGAGUGUGAUAUUUUUGGCAAUAAAUGUAUAGUCAUUCUAAUAUUAAAUUAUUUUCAUUGCAAGAUUU
Leguminivora glycinivorella is the source of this 2420-nucleotide messenger RNA. RefSeq lists its product as uncharacterized. Gene Ontology annotation, biological process: monocarboxylic acid transport. The transcript has 5 exons. The record is from RefSeq and is a predicted model, not a curated record. Gene Ontology annotation, molecular function: monocarboxylic acid transmembrane transporter activity. NCBI's taxonomy places the organism in Eukaryota, Metazoa, Arthropoda, Insecta, Lepidoptera, Tortricidae. Bases 362 to 2251 code for a protein of 629 amino acids.